Eucalyptus grandis is the source of this 1085-nucleotide messenger RNA. Its product is annotated as LOB domain-containing protein 40. Bases 119 to 898 code for a protein of 259 amino acids. NCBI's taxonomy places the organism in Eukaryota, Viridiplantae, Streptophyta, Magnoliopsida, Myrtales, Myrtaceae. Gene Ontology annotation, biological process: regulation of gene expression. The transcript is spliced from 2 exons. The record is from RefSeq and is a predicted model, not a curated record.
UCCUCUCGCUCUCUCUCGGGGCUCCGGUCUCUCCGUAUAUAUACACUAUAGAAAGAAGAACAAUAAGCCCCGCUUUUUCAAACUCAAACGCGACCCGGUACCACCCAGAAUCUUAGAGAUGAAGGGUAGCUGCAAUGGAUGCCGAGUGCUGAGGAAAGCUUGCGGCGACGACUGCCCCAUCCGGCCUUGCCUCCACUGGAUCAAGACCUCCCCCUCCCAAUCCAACGCCACCCUCUUCCUCGCCAAGUUCUACGGCCGCGCCGGCCUCCUCAACCUCCUCCUCUCCGGCCCCGCCCACCUCCGCCCUUCGAUCUUCAAGUCUCUGCUAUACGAAGCGUGCGGGCGGAUCGUUAACCCCAUCUACGGCUCCGUCGGCUUGCUCUGGUCCGGCAGCUGGCACCUCUGCCAAGCCGCCGUCGACGCCGUCCUCGCCGGCGACCCCAUCGCGCGAGUCUCUUCCGAGUCCGCCAUCGGCUGCGCCACCCCGCCCCUCGAAGCCGGCGACAUCCGCCACGUGCCCAAGACAAAGCCCUCGGCGGCGCACCCCGAUCAGCUCCGCAAGGUCAGGUCCCGCCGCCGCCGGUUCAAGCGCUCGGCCCCGAAGACGAGGCACGAGGAAGCGGAGGAAGCUGGCGGAGACGGAGCGGAUAGCGACGAGCCUGCGAGCCGCGACUCGAGAGGGAGUCGGGGGUCGGCUGCUGACAGAGAGUUGGCGGAGGCGGAAGCCGGGGAGCGAGCCGCCGAUGGUGACGACUCCGAGCUGGAGCUGACCUUGAGGUUGGAGCCGAGAAGAGCUAGAAGGGCUUCCGAGGAGCCACAAAGAGAUCAGAUCACGGGCGUGUGCGACGGCGACACGCGCGUGCUGAGCUCUGGUCUGGACGUUCGUCGGAGACUCUGAACCGGAUCCACCUGCUGCCUGCGGGUUGGAUCGUGGGUGCACAGUGCUGUACGGAAGUUCAAAUGAGCUUUUUAUUCAUUUUCUUUUAAAAGGUUUUUUUUUGUGAACUCAGGAGGUUGGAUGUCACUGCACAAAUGGACGAUGGGCUUCUUUAAUAACGUAAAUCCUUCCCGUGAUCCAUUACAUA